GUAUCCCUGGGAACAACGCCAUGGGCCCCUCAGGACCACCCGGACCUCCAGGCCCUGCUGGACCGCCAGGGCCACAGGGACCCCCUGGUCUUCAAGGACCCUCAGGUACCUCCUCACUUUAAUUCCCUUUGGGCCAAAUCCUGAUUUAUUUGUGGUGUUCAACCUUUCAUCAAAAAAACUGACACAUUAAUUGUUUUCUAAUCUGCACAGGGGGCAGAGUCAGAGAUAGCCAGGUGUGUUACUCUUUCAAUGUUUUGAUGAUUUAAAAAAAGAUUAUGUCCACUUUUCCACAAAUUAAUUAUUUAUUGUUGUGUUACAGCCUGCUGUGGUACAUCUCCAAGGCCAAGAAACAACAAUACAGGUCAAGGAAGGUAAGAGUUAAAUUUUAGAUACUCUCGUCCUCACAUCACUUAAUGACUAAAAGAAAGGCACAUUUACAGUCAGAAAUCAUUUUCAAGAAGUCUCUUAUUUGUUAUUAGUUCCUCUAAGAAUAGAUCGGAAAAAGUUAAGACAUUAAUUCACUGCAGGAGACAUACACAUACACAUUGUAUUUAAAUUUUUUGACAAUGCAACAAUGAAGAACUCUGUCUAUAAUUGUAUGACAAUGACGGAUGUUGAGUGACUGCCCUUUUCUCACGCUGAGAUCUUUCAGAAGGCGUACUGAGAAACUGGAAAAUGAUAUCCAUGCAUCACAAGGUGUUCAAGAUGCACUCGAGGUCUGGGGAGCUGGAGGUGUUGGUAGAUGGCACCUACUUCAUCUAUAGUCAGGUAGAAGUGAGUACGGUCUUAGGCCUAACUCUUCCUAUCGCCUGCAUGUCACUCAUCCUUUCACUCUGCAGUCCCAGUGGAUUAUGCUAUCUCAAAGGUUAGUAAGGUCAAAAUAUCUAAAUUGGCUGUGGUAAGGCCGACCAUUCUAGGCAUAAUCUAUAAUGAAUCCUUAGCUUUGAGUCUAAACUUUAUUACUGACAGAAAUCCAAAUUAGACCCCCAUGAAAUUACUUGUAUUAAAUAGCAAUUAUCUGGCAUACUGAAGGCUACAUUUCUCAGAACACACAUGGUUGAUUUUGCCAGUGCUCUUGGCUGCAGAGGGAAAUGUCUGGAUGAGUGAAGUGAAUGUAUUGCAUGCCCUUCAAAGUGAGCCACAUUGUACAAAGUGGAUCAUAUGCUGUGGUAAUUAUAACCCAGUUUGCCUGAUAUAUCUCAUGAUUGGAAAUAAGUUAAGUUAAAUAAGUAGUCUAGUAGUUCAUUAUCUGCAUUCUCAUAUUUGUGUUAUUUCCUCAGAAUUUAAAAUAAUAUUUAUGGUUUGUCCCCACAUAACUUUUCCUACCAGGUUUACUACCUCAACUUCACUGACAUUGCUAGCUAUGAGGUGAUGGUGGACAAGACACCGUUCCUGCGCUGUACGCGGAGCAUCGAGACGGGACAGCGGAAGUUCAACACCUGCUACACGGCUGGGGUGUGUCUGCUGCGUGCCCGGCAGAAGAUCUCCAUCAGGAUGGUGUACGAGGACACCUCCAUCAGCAUGACCAACCACACCACCUUCCUGGGGAGCAUCCGCCUCGGGGAGGCCCCCCCGGCCAGCCACUCCUGA
Messenger RNA from Coregonus sp. 'balchen', 1590 nucleotides. The record is from the annotation of a GenBank genome assembly. Lineage: Eukaryota; Metazoa; Chordata; Actinopteri; Salmoniformes; Salmonidae.